CCGGGCAGCGGAGCCGCUGCUCCCCGCGCUAGUCGCCGCGGCGCGGGAGAGAGCGCCGGCCGCGCGAUGCGGCCCCUGGACAGCUCCGGGGCAGCCGAGGUGCCAGAGCCCGGGCUGCGGCUGACCGACGACGCGCCGCAGAGCGCGAUCGAGGAGCCCUCGGCGGCCGAGGCAGCGGGGACGCCCGGUACCGGGAGGUGCUGGCUGUUCGGCUCCUCGCCGUGCGGCUUGUGUGCUCCGCAGGAAGCCAAGAAGAAAGCACCCUGUCCUGGACUUGGCUUGUUUUAUACAUUAUUGUCCGCCUUCCUUUUCUCAGUGGCCUCUUUAUUUGUUAAAAAAGUGCAAGACGUCCAUGCUGUAGAAAUUAGUGCAUUCCGAUGUGUGUUCCAAAUGCUAGUCAUUAUCCCUUGCUUAAUAUACAGAAAAACUGGGUUUAUAGGCCCCAAAGGUCAACGAAUUUUCCUCUUGCUCAGAGGAGUCCUGGGUUCAACGGCCAUGAUCCUACUGUACUACGCUUUCCAGGCCACAUCUCUCGCCGACGCCACUGUCAUCACGUUUAGCUCGCCCGUGUUCACGUCUAUCUUUGCUUGCAUAUUUCUCAAGGAGAAAUACAGCCCUUGGGAUGCCCUCUUCACCGUCUUCACCAUCACCGGCGUGAUCCUUAUCGUGAGGCCCCCGUUUCUGUUUGGCGCCAGCGCCGCAGGCGGGGGCGAGAGCUACUCCCUUCACCUCAAGGGCACGAUCGCAGCGGUGGCGCACGCUGUGUUCGGCGCCCUGACCCUGGUCAUCCUCAGAAAGAUGGGGAAGUCCGUGGACUACUUCCUGAGCAUCUGGUAUUACGUCAUCCUCGGGCUCUUAGAGAGCAUCAUCAUCCUUUUCAUCAUCGGGGAAUGGAGUCUGCCGUACUGCGGCUUGGACAGGCUGUUUCUCAUCCUCAUCGGCCUGUUUGGUUUGGGGGGUCAGGUGUUUCUCACGAAAGCCAUCCAAAUAGAAAAAGCAGGGCCAGUGGCAAUAAUGAAGACUAUGGACGUGGUCUUCGCUUUCAUCUUCCAGAUUAUUUUCUUUAACGAUAUGCCCACGUGGUGGACGGUGGGCGGGGCUCUGUGCGUCAUAGCCAGCAGCACCGGCGCGGCGGUGCGGAAGUGGUGCCAGGGUUCCAAAUGAGGCUUUGCCGCCACGCGCACGGUCCCCGGGCAGACACGCCACGCGUGCACACAGUUGGAAAGUCCGCAUUUCCUUCACUGGUCAUACUUAAUAAAUUUCGUAAUUAAAGUACUAGUUUUGAAUAUGGUAUGUCUUUAAUUAGCUAAGAAUUUAGCCAGUCAGUGUGGUAGCAAUUUUUUUCUUAAUUGUUUUGGUUUUGGUUUCG
Molecule: messenger RNA, 1369 nt
Organism: Lontra canadensis (Northern American river otter)
Lineage: Eukaryota; Metazoa; Chordata; Mammalia; Carnivora; Mustelidae
Gene: SLC35G1
Product: solute carrier family 35 member G1
Exons: 3
Coding region: 67-1164 (365 amino acids)
Biological process (GO): calcium ion export across plasma membrane; regulation of cytosolic calcium ion concentration
Cellular component (GO): plasma membrane; endoplasmic reticulum membrane
Source: RefSeq, a predicted model, not a curated record